Sphaeramia orbicularis (orbiculate cardinalfish) is the source of this 1858-nucleotide messenger RNA. Its product is annotated as myocyte-specific enhancer factor 2D-like. The transcript has 12 exons. Gene Ontology annotation, molecular function: DNA-binding transcription factor activity, RNA polymerase II-specific; protein dimerization activity; histone deacetylase binding. The record is from RefSeq and is a predicted model, not a curated record. Bases 407 to 1765 code for a protein of 452 amino acids. Lineage: Eukaryota; Metazoa; Chordata; Actinopteri; Kurtiformes; Apogonidae. Gene Ontology annotation, biological process: cell differentiation; positive regulation of transcription by RNA polymerase II; heart development.
GAAGCCGCCGCCGUUCGGCGUCUGUCCGUGUGCGUGUGACCGUCCGAGCCGUGGAACAGUGUGGAAGUGUCACCGGUGGACGUGCGCGUUCAUGAACAGAUGUGGACCCACUGGUAGGAGCUGUAGAGUCAAGGUCACGGAGAGGUCAGAGGAUCCGUGGUCAGCAUUGAGUCGAUGACCCGCCUCCAAAACACCAACAUGAUCUGAGAACGCCAUCGCACUCCAAACCCUGCUUUUCCUUUCAUCCUCCUUUUUUGUUCUUUUCUUUUUAAAUCUACUGACGGAUUUCCAGCCAUUUCAAACCCAUUGAGCAGCGAUAGAGAAGAGAAACCACCAAAGAUCAGAGUUUUGAGGAGGAAGCAUCACAGAAACGUCCCUGUUGUCCUCCCACCACAGCAGCUGGACCAUGGGGAGGAAGAAGAUCCAGAUCCAGAGGAUCACAGAUGAACGCAACAGACAGGUGACGUUCACCAAAAGGAAGUUCGGUCUGAUGAAGAAGGCGUACGAGCUGAGCGUCCUGUGCGACUGCGAGAUCGCCCUCAUCAUCUUCAACCACUCCAACAAACUGUUCCAGUACGCCAGCACCGACAUGGACAAGGUCCUGCUCAAAUACACCGAGUACAACGAACCCCACGAGAGCCGGACCAACGCUGACAUCAUCGAGACAUUACGAAAGAAAGGCUUUAAUGGCUGCAACAGCCCCGAGGCCGACGGGGAUGAUUCCAUCGACCAAAGCCCUUUAAACGAUGACAAGUAUCGCAAAUCUGAGGAUCUGGAACAGCUCUUCAAACGCUACGGCGCUCUGAACAAGAAAGAGCAUCGGGACUCAGAGAGCCCAGACCCUGAGGAGCCCUUCUCUCUCACCCCCCGCACUGAGGAGAAAUACAAAAAAAUUGACGAGGAGUUUGAUAAAAUGAUGCAGAGCUAUAGGCUGUCACAGGCCACAGUCCCACAGCCCAGCACCUUCUCCAUGCCAGUCACAGUGCCAGUGUCCAAUCAGAACGCAGCUGCAGCAGCCCUCCAGUUCAGUAACACCGCCCUGGUGGCCUCCACCCUCACAGACCCACGCCUCCUGUCGCCACAGCAACCAGCUGUGCAGAGGAACAGUGUGUCGCCAGGGUUACCACAGCGACCAGCCAGUGCAGGUGCCCUAUUAGGAGAUCUAGGAAGUUCAAAUGGAUCCAGCCCCAGUCCAGUCCCUAAUGGCUACAUCAGUGCCAGGGCCUCCCCAGGCCUCCUGUCUGUCUCCAACGGCAACAGCAUGGGGAAAGUAGUCCCAGCUAAGUCUCCGCCUCCUCCCAGCCCUCAGAUGGUCAACAGCCGUAAACCAGACCUGAGGGUCAUCACCUCACAGAGCAAGAGCCUCCUGCAGCUGACGGAGGAAGAGCUGGAGUUGAACGCCCAGCGGCUCGGUGGCUCCCAGGUGGCACCGUCACUCACCACACCAGUGGUCUCCGUGGCAACGCCCAGUCUUUUAGCGCCCUUCUCCGGAAUGCAGACGGCCUACAACACUGAGUACCAGCUGACCAGUGCAGAUCUCACAGCACUCCAGACGUUCACACCACCGGGGCUGGUGCCUGGUAACAUGGCUGCCUGGCAACAGCAACCGGCCAUCCCCCAACAACAGCAACAACAACAACAGCAGCAGCCGCAGCAGCAGCAGCUGAGCCUGGCAUCCAUCAGUAACUUAGUCAUGUGGGGUGCAGACAAACCCAAUGCAGACGUGGUUAACUCUAUCUCCAAUCUCGCUGCUAACUGGAGGUGAAUAACAUGACGGCAUCUAGUGUUUCUCAGCUUGGUCGUGUUUUUGAUCAUAUUUAAAGUUAUGCACCGUUGGCUGGUUCUAGACUAGAGCUGA